Salvia miltiorrhiza (redroot sage) is the source of this 1765-nucleotide messenger RNA. RefSeq lists its product as uncharacterized. Bases 694 to 1434 code for a protein of 246 amino acids. The record is from RefSeq and is a predicted model, not a curated record. The transcript has 8 exons. NCBI's taxonomy places the organism in Eukaryota, Viridiplantae, Streptophyta, Magnoliopsida, Lamiales, Lamiaceae.
UGUAAAACUUAAUCCUUUGCACCGCUUAUUUCUGGUUUCUCCCUUCUCACUCUAGCAUUAACGCAGCUCUCUGUCUCUCUCUCACGUCUCCGGCCACUCUGUGUUGCCGUCGUCGUCGGCCCUCGUCUCCCAAUCUCCCUCAUCACGUGUCGCCGCCUUCGCUCAGCCCCUGUGGCCCCGAUUCGUUCCCCCUUCUCAAUUCUUGGCGCCUGCGUCUGCAACAGCGUUUAUUCCUCUUCACUUCAUCAUCUCGGCCGAUUUGCUGCCAACGCCAUCGAACCAACACAAGUUUUCUGCAACAAAAAAAGAGAAGAUUUUUCGAAAAUAUAGGACAUAAGAAUUACAAAUCUAAAAUUGCACAAUGGAAAGAUGAAAAAUUAGCAGAUAAUGAUAAUCUAUUUAUAGAUGGUAAAUAGGGCUUAGUAUAGAUAGAUUGUUCGACUCACAUCGACGAGACAGCUGUAUUGGGUAUAUUUGAAAUCUGAAUUCUCUUUGAAUUUUCCCUCGUCCCUCUCCACCCAUUUUUUACUUCCAGUGAAAUGCAUCAUUCAGUUGCUCGUUCGAGUAAGUAAGUUCUAUUAUACCAUCUGUUCCUCCCAAGCCCUAAUUCCCCUUCUCCUUCGCCUGCAUCUUCAAUUCCAGAGUUUGGAGACACAGCGGCAGAUUCAAGUAAAGAUAGCGUAGAAGGCUUUAAUGGCAAAAAAGAGAGGUAGAGCGAAAAAGCAACCGGUCAUUGAGGAACAGAAUUGUAAUGAAGAAGGCGAUCCACUGGAAAAGAAAGACGAAGCAUUUGACAAUAGUGAAGUUGAACGCCAAUGUGCUGCAAUCAGAGCUCUCCGGGAUGUUGAAAUCGAACAGUUUGGCACUAUGUUGCGGUUACUUCGUUCGUAUUUCAGCGAAGACCAGUUGCAGGUUCCUGUUUUGCAGUUUUUUAGGGAAAACCUUCCGAACCUAUCCCUUGAAAAGGCUGAAAAAGAUGGGCAAUAUGAAGUGAAAUGGAAACAGAAAGAUGUGGAUGCAACUCUGGACCAUGCUGAUGAAAGAACAUUACAUGCUGCUCUUCUACGUCGGCUGUCAUUAGCUUAUCCUGAUUUCUCUGCAGGAAUUCCUUCUUUAGGCGGCUUUGAAUUUUCAAAUCAAUCUGUGAAAACAAGCCUUUUUGCUGCUGAUAAACUACAGAUCAGGAGUCUCGUUUUUGACGAGCCAUCUGAUUCACAAAUGUUAGAGCCGAGAGAUGACCUGCAGACUCCAAAUGUUAGCAACAAUAGAUUGUCUGUUGGGAUAACCCCCAAAACCAAAAGGCUUCCAAAGUGUGGUGAGAUGCUUCUAUCCAUACAUGGCUCGCCCCUCGGUGUCUUCAAGGAAGACAACAUGGAAACUAUACAAGGUAUGGGUCUCUUUACGAACGAACAAUACAACAAACACUUUUUGUAAAAUCCUUUCUAUCAUCUUACAGAGAGCGAAGAUGGUUGAAUCAUGAGAGCCAAGACGACGUAUUUUGAUGGCUUCAAGCAAGGUAGUUCUACAUGUAAAUACGCAAUUUUUUGGACUUUCUAGGUUGGUUUAUCCCUCUUGAGUGGCUUGUAAUGGUCUGAAUGAGUUGCGUUUAAUUUCAUUUUCUUUCUGCCUGUCUGAACAAUGGUGUAGAAUUUCGAAGUUUAUGUGGUGUUUCGUAGAAAACCAGUACAAGGUUUGUGUAACGUUAUUAUCAUAAUGUGUGUGAUAUAGACUGAUACAAUGAAAGGGUUCAUAAUUACUGUUGUUA